CGGACUUGAAGGGCACUUCUUCAAUCGGGUUGAAUGAGUGGUUGAAGCAGAAGGAUCCCUUCUCAUUUCUCGCACCAUUUAUUACCCUCUCUUUCUCCCAAAACCAUCCAAAUUUUUACAGAAGCCGAGCGACCCAGCAGGAAGCCAACGCCGAGCAAAAGAGAGCGAGAGACACCGAGAAAGCGAGAGAGACGCCAUGUCGUGGCAAACGUACGUCGACGAGCACCUCAUGUGCGAGAUCGAUGGCCAUCACCUCACCGCCGCGGCGAUCCUCGGGCAUGAUGGCAGCGUCUGGGCCCAGAGCUCGUCGUUCCCUCAGUUCAAGUCUGAGGAGAUCACUAAUAUAAUGAAUGAUUUUAAUGAACCGGGGUCCCUUGCUCCAACUGGCUUAUAUCUUGGAUCAACAAAAUAUAUGGUUAUCCAAGGAGAACCUGGAGCUGUUAUCCGUGGAAAGAAGGGGUCAGGGGGUGUUACCGUAAAGAAGACCAACCAAGCACUUAUCUUUGGCAUCUACGAAGAGCCCAUGACUCCAGGCCAGUGCAACAUGGUUGUUGAGAGGUUGGGUGACUACCUAAUUGAUCAGGGCCUGUAGCUUGAGUCACCAGGCACCUGCCUCCAUCCCUAUCUAUCUUAUGGGAGCGCAACUUUUCUUCAUUCAUUCAUGACCAGAAACCUGGUUUUCUUUUUUGCAUUUGUUUUCAGUAAUAAUCUUGUGAACAGACAGGAUUGUUGGUGUCUUUGACUUGUUUGUUUUGUCCCCUUUCAUGUUCUUUAUGUGCAUCCUUCUUGCGGUUGUUUUUGGCUUGGUUGCUUUGUCGCAAGAGGAUAUCAUCAUCUGUCCAUGGUGGUUUUGGUAUAUAUUCUAUUAUAUCUUGAUAAGCAAGCAAUUUCUUCAGCAUUCUUUCUAA
Molecule: messenger RNA, 908 nt
Organism: Phoenix dactylifera (date palm)
Lineage: Eukaryota; Viridiplantae; Streptophyta; Magnoliopsida; Arecales; Arecaceae
Source: RefSeq, a predicted model, not a curated record